Effrenium voratum is the source of this 1971-nucleotide messenger RNA. Lineage: Eukaryota; Dinophyceae; Suessiales; Symbiodiniaceae. The record is from the annotation of a GenBank genome assembly.
AUGUCGCGUGCUACGACCGGGGCAGUUGUUCUCGCCGUGGUGGCACAAAUCCUCGCCGCCCUCCCACCUCAUUGCCAAGCUCCAGUUGAGCCAACGGAGCGUGAGGUGAAGGUUGCCUUGCGUGCGGGUGGGCGUGCGAAGCAGCGCCUGGAUGACGAGUUCUCCAGGUUGGGGAAGAAGUCAAGCAUCCGGCCGUCGCUCCCUCAUGACUUCGCGCAAGGCGGCUAUUCCGAGCUCAUGCAGGAGAUGUUGGGCUCCUGGAGGGACUUCAUGGACUACUCGCCCGAGCGGGACGACGCUUUCGAGGAGGGCGAGCGGAAGAGUCGGGGGAAGUUCACUUGGCGAAAGCGGCUGCGGCAGUUGGCCGCCGUGGUGCGGUAUGGUCUCCAGAAGGAGGAGAUCAUGAGCACCUACGGGGGGAAGGAGCUCUACCCCGCGGUGGCCGGGACGUAUUGGCUGGACAAGCUGGACUUCGAAGGCCUGCCGCUGCCGCAGCACGAGGCCGGGCUGUUCGGGGCGCUGUGGGCCAUGCUCGGCCCGAAAUCUCUGCCCCGCGCCCUGCGGCGCUGCGACGUGGCGGCGCCCUGCGCGUGCCACUUCGCGGCCUGCGGAAGAAGCACCGGCGAAGCGGCAGAGGCCGCCGGCGCCGCGGCCGGCGAUGGCGGGGAGCUGCGGGCGCUGGAGCUGCGGGCCAGCCGCUUCCGCUGGCCCCGGGAGCUGCCGCCGGGCGCGGCGCCCGGGCUGCGGUGCCUGGCGCUGGAGGGCGUCGGGGCGCUGAAGCACCCGGAGUUUUGGCCCCGGGCGUUCCCCGGGGUCAGAGUCCUGCAGCUGAUGAUUCCAAGCUCCACGCCUCUGGCCGACGUCGCGACUCUGCUCCGAGGCUGGCAGGAGGAGUUGCUGGGCUUGGUCUUGAGCCUGAACGAGCACAUCGACAUACAUGACAUGGGACAUGAUCCAGUAGUGGUGCCCUCGAAACUCUUGGAGCCCGUCUGCUCUUUGAAGAAGCUGCGACGCCUGAAGUUGGACGGAUACAUCAGCCACCUGCCUUCGUGCCUGGGCCAGCUUCCGCUGCUCGAGCUGGACGUCCGGGGCCUGCAAUUCCGCGACGACGCGGCUUUGCCCCCCGCCUUGGCAUCGCUGGGAAACACGCUGGUGAGUUUCAUCGCCUACUCUCAGGGCUUGGAUCGCAGCUGUGGUCGCGAACCUCCUUGGAACAAAACUUCACAGGCCUUUCUCACGAGGUGCCGGGCGCGGCCCUCCUGGGACGCCGCGCAGCCCAUGGACUCGGAGGCGGAGGACGCCUGGGCGUGGCAGUGCCCCUGGGAGUCCUGGCUGGUGCGCCUGGACCAUCCCCAGGCGCCCUGGUGGUCCUGGCGCCGCCUGGAGCGCUUCUGGGUGGACGCCAACUUCUUCCACGGCGCCUUCCCCGAGGACUUGGCGCGCGCGUGGCCGGCCAUGCGGAGCCUGGAUUUGCAGCUGAAUCAGAUCUCGGGCCCGUUGCCCAAAGCCUUGGCCGAGCUUCAGAAUCUCACCGCCCUGCGCGUGCAUCGUAACAACUUCUCGGGGGAGGUGCCGCCGGCCAUCUUCGGGGCCCCGAAUUUGCAGUACACCAACUUCGAGGGCAACGCCCGGCUGGGCGGCUGCAUCCCCAGGAUGCCCAGGGAUGAGGAGACUUGGCACCUGCUGGACCUGCAGAUCCAAGGCACUCAAAUCACAGGCGUUGCUCACUUUUCUUGGCUGAGCAGCCGCGUUGGCAUCGAUCGGAAAAAAGAAGGCGGAGCCUCGGCGCUCUUCUGCCGGCUGGGGGCGGGCAGCUACCUCUUCGGGUCUCAGCGCGUGCUGCUGCGGCUGCGCGGCAGGAGCCUGGAGGCAUGGGUCAACAGCGCCUGGAUGCCCCUCGAGGACUUUGUGCGCCAGGCGCAGCCUUCGCAGGCGAUACACCUGCAGCCCUCGCCUCCAGCCACACGGUGA